AGUCUAAUUUUUGUUGUACAGCUUCUAAUUAAUUCUCAUAAAUGGAUCGAAUUAUGCAAUCCUUACGGAGAAAAAGACGUCUAAAACAACUUCAAUUGGUAGUAACAAAUGUAGUUGUAGUUCUUAUGAUGUAUUGGGUUUGGUAUAUGACAAGUAUUGCUACGGUUAGGGGUGUUCAAUUGAUCCAAAGUAAAAGAGAUAGAAAAAUAUUGCGCUUAAAAAUUAUGCAUCGCUUAAUACAAGAAAGUGAUGUGCAUUGCAAAAGUGAACUUCACGUUAAUAGACAAACCUUUAAUAUUAUUUGUGAGAUGCUUAAGGAGAUUGGAGGCCUCACUCGGACAAAAAAUAUGUCUCUUGAUGAGAUAGUUGCCAUGUUUUUGUACACUUUAGCUCACCAUAAAAAAAAUAGAUCUAUUGCUCACUUUUUCAUAAGAAGUGGAGAGACCGUGAGUCGGCAAUUCAACUUAUGUCUGAGGGCUAUACUUAAGUUGCAUGAGCAUUUGCUUUACAAGCCCACACCAAUAUUAGAAGAAUGUGAAGACGAAAGGUGGAAACCUUUUAAGAAUUGUUUAGGAGCAUUGGAUGGUACCUACGUAAAUGUAACUGUACAUCCCCAAGGUCGUGGUAAAUAUCGGACAAGAAAAGGUAACAUUGCUAUGAAUGUGUUGGGUGUUUGUGCACCCAACAUGCAAUUUAUCUAUGUUCUUCCGGGUUGGGAAGGCUCUGCUCACGAUGUUCGUGUUCUUCGCAAUGCUCUCACUAGGCCAAAUGGCUUUAGGGUUCCUAGAGGUAACUAUUAUUUAGUCGAUGGGGGGUAUACAAACUGUGAGGGUUUUCUUGCUCCAUAUAGAGGGCAACUAUAUCAUCUUAAGGAAUGGACAGAUAGACAACCACAAACUGCAGAAGAGUAUUACAAUAUGAAGCAUGCUCGAGCAAGAAAUGUAAUUGAAAGAUGUUUUGGGUUACUUAAAGGGAGAUGGAGUAUACUUAGAAGCCCCUCCUUUUUCCCUAUUCGAACUCAAGGACGUAUUGUGAUGGCUUGUUGUUUACUUCAUAAUUUAAUAAGGAAAGUGAUGCCCACAGAUGAUGUAGAAGAAGAGAAUAUGAGUAAUGACAAUUCCGAUAACGAUUCUGAUGAUGAAGUUGAAUACAUUACUACAAUAGCUACUUCUGAUCGAUGGACUAAUUAUAGAAAUACGUUAGCUCAAGAUUUGUUUAAUGCUUGGAGGGAAAGUGUUAGACAAGGUUUGUACUAA
Messenger RNA from Amaranthus tricolor (Joseph's coat), 1256 nucleotides. RefSeq names its product protein ALP1-like. Lineage: Eukaryota; Viridiplantae; Streptophyta; Magnoliopsida; Caryophyllales; Amaranthaceae. The transcript is spliced from 3 exons. The record is from RefSeq and is a predicted model, not a curated record. The coding region runs from base 42 to 1256 and encodes 404 amino acids.